Striga hermonthica is the source of this 1413-nucleotide messenger RNA. Lineage: Eukaryota; Viridiplantae; Streptophyta; Magnoliopsida; Lamiales; Orobanchaceae. The record is from the annotation of a GenBank genome assembly.
AUGCCUGUGUUUGCAACCGGAUUUCAGUCGGUCUUCUGCGCCGAUUUCCGCUCAAUUCGAGGGCUUUCCGGGAAGAGGUGGCGGUGGUUGGGGCUAUUUUUGUUUGGGUGGGGGAUGCUUCGGUCUUUCGAUGGCUCCGGCGUCAGAUGGCUGGAGCUCCGCCGUGGUUUUUCGCCCUUCUCCCUGUCUCUGGCGUUGGGGCAAGGAGGACUAUUGCUGCGUCUCCGACCAGUGGUGUUGGACAGGAUGGUGCGAUGGUGGGCGGGGAUCGUGGUGGUUCCGGGUGAGUCGGGGGUUGGUCCGACCGCCUCGACAUCUUUUUGCUUCUCCUGUAUCCAUGCUCUGUGGUUCGGGGGUCACCGGGUUCUGUCGGGCUUGGACUCACUAGUGGUAUCGCACUUCUCUUCCCCAUCAAUGGCCAAAGAACCAGUUCGUGUUCUCGUCACUGGUGCCGCAGGACAAAUUGGAUAUGCUCUCGUACCAAUGAUUGCUAGGGGAGUUAUGUUGGGCCCCGACCAGCCAGUGAUCCUCCACAUGCUCGAUAUCCCACCUGCUGCCGAGGCUCUUAAUGGAGUUAAAAUGGAAUUGGUGGAUGCAGCUUUUCCUCUUCUUAAAGGUGUUGUUGCUACAACUGAUCCCGUCGAAGCAUGCACUGGUGUCAAUGUUGCUGUAAUGGUUGGUGGCUUCCCGAGGAAAGAGGGUAUGGAGAGGAAAGAUGUGAUGUCCAAGAAUGUCUCCAUCUACAAGUCCCAAGCUUCUGCUCUUGAGAAGCAUGCUGCUGCUAACUGUAAGGUUUUGGUUGUUGCCAAUCCUGCCAACACCAAUGCUUUGAUUUUGAAAGAAUUUGCGCCAUCCAUUCCUGAGAAGAACAUCACUUGCUUGACGAGGUUGGACCACAACAGGGCCCUUGGACAGAUUUCAGAGAGAUUGAAUGUUCAGGUGUCGGAUGUGAAAAACGUUAUUAUAUGGGGAAAUCACUCAUCGACACAGUAUCCUGAUGUCAACCAUGCUACUGUCAAGACUCCAGCUGGAGAGAAGCCUGUUCGUGAGCUUGUUGCUGAUGACACAUGGUUGAAUUCAGAAUUCAUAACUACCGUCCAACAGCGUGGUGCUGCUAUUAUCAAGGCUAGAAAGUUUUCUAGUGCACUUUCUGCAGCUAGUUCAGCUUGUGACCAUAUUCGCGACUGGGUCCUUGGAACUCCUGAGGGUACUUGGGUUUCCAUGGGUGUGUACUCUGAUGGCUCAUACAAUGUUCCAGCUGGACUGAUUUACUCCUUCCCUGUUAUUUGCAAGAAUGGUGAAUGGUCUAUCGUUCAAGGACUCUCGAUUGACGAGUUUUCCCGGAAGAAGUUGGAUUUGACUGCCCAAGAGCUCAGCGAGGAGAAGGCUCUUGCAUGUUCUUGCCUAUCCUAA